This is a messenger RNA of Exophiala aquamarina CBS 119918, 342 nucleotides long. Its product is annotated as large subunit ribosomal protein LP2. The transcript has 2 exons. Lineage: Eukaryota; Fungi; Ascomycota; Eurotiomycetes; Chaetothyriales; Herpotrichiellaceae. Gene Ontology annotation, cellular component: cytosolic large ribosomal subunit; ribosome. The record is from RefSeq and is a predicted model, not a curated record. Gene Ontology annotation, molecular function: structural constituent of ribosome. Gene Ontology annotation, biological process: cytoplasmic translational elongation. The coding region runs from base 1 to 342 and encodes 113 amino acids.
AUGAAGCAUCUCGCAGCCUAUCUCCUCCUUGGCCUUGCUGGCAACAGCUCCCCCUCCGAGUCUGAUAUCAAGGAGGUCCUAUCCUCUGUCGGAAUCGAUGCCGAUGACGAACGUCUCUCCAAGCUCCUCGAAGAGUUGAAGGGCAAGGAUAUUGGCGAGUUGAUCGCUGAAGGAUCCACCAAACUCGCAUCCGUCCCAUCUGGCGGCGGUGGAGGUGCCGCCCCCGCUGCUGGAGGUGCUGCUGCUGGCGGUGCCGCUGCCGCUGAGGAGGAGAAGCCUGCCGAGAAGGAGGAGGAGAAGGAAGAGUCUGAUGAUGACAUGGGAUUCGGUCUCUUCGACUAA